Molecule: messenger RNA, 240 nt
Organism: Haemonchus placei
Lineage: Eukaryota; Metazoa; Nematoda; Chromadorea; Rhabditida; Trichostrongylidae
Source: the annotation of a GenBank genome assembly
AUCACUUGCGUUCCCUGUUAUGUCUCAAACUUCAGUGGGGUCAUGAAGAAGAAAUCCGCCAACACGUUCCCCAUACAUUCAGAUUUUGCUAACGUGAUCCCCAUUUCAGGCUGCUUGCCCGUCUUUAAUCCUAAUAUCGUAAUUGUAUUUGUGAAAGAAUACAGGAAUUUCAUACUCGUUGUCUUAAAAUUGAGGAAACCUUCUGAGCAGACAGUGAAACUGUUCUUUCGAAUAAUCACU